CGGCCCCCGCACCCCGGCCAUGAGGUCGGACCGGAGAGACGGCACCGGUGCGGGGAGGUAAGCGGAGCCCCGGCGCCGCCUUCCUACCCCCGGGCAGCCACAGCGGCGGGGAAGAAGACGGGGUGGAGGAAGGGAAAGGGAUUUUUUUUUUUUCCAACUAUAUCUAUAUAUAUAUUUUGCUGCCAUCAAUCCCUAUCCCACAACUGAAGCCCCCGGAGGGAGAAGUGCUGUGCGCUGUGAUGCGUCUUCCUCUCGCCUCGGCUGCCAGUUUGGAUUGUAGCGCCCGGCUCCGUGCACUGAGAGGAUGGCUCGGUUUGGGGAUGAUCUGCCAACCCGCUAUGGAGGUGGAGGGCCGGCCGGGGCUGGAAGAGGGAGCAGCCGGCAAGGUGGCCCCCAAGCCGGCCAAAGGAUGUAUAAGCAGUCGAUGGCUCAGAGGGCCAGGACUAUGGCUCUCUACAACCCCAUCCCUGUCAAACAGAACUGCUUCACAGUCAACAGAUCCCUCUUCAUCUUCAGUGAAGAUAAUGUUAUACGGAAAUACGCCAAGAGAAUAACAGAAUGGCCUCCAUUUGAAUACAUGAUUUUAGCUACAAUCAUAGCCAAUUGUAUUGUGCUGGCUCUGGAACAACAUUUGCCGGAUGGAGACAAGACACCUAUGUCAGAGAGAUUGGAUGACACUGAGCCGUACUUUAUUGGAAUAUUUUGUUUUGAAGCUGGUAUAAAAAUCAUCGCUCUGGGGUUUGUUUUUCAUAAAGGCUCUUACCUCCGAAAUGGUUGGAAUGUGAUGGAUUUUGUUGUGGUCCUCACAGGGAUUCUAGCAACUGCUGGGACUGAUUUUGACCUGCGGACCCUGCGAGCCGUCCGAGUGUUACGACCCCUGAAGCUUGUGUCAGGAAUCCCAAGCUUGCAGGUUGUCCUCAAGUCCAUCAUGAAAGCUAUGGUGCCCUUGCUUCAGAUCGGGCUGCUCCUCUUCUUCGCCAUUGUGAUGUUUGCCAUCAUCGGGCUGGAGUUUUACAUGGGGAAGUUUCACAAAACCUGCUUCUCUAAUGAGACAGGUGAUGAGGUGGGAGAUUUUCCUUGUGGAGAGGAGCCUCCUGCCAGGCAGUGCGAGAGUGGGACCACCUGCAGGGAGUACUGGCAAGGGCCCAACUAUGGCAUCACCAACUUUGACAAUAUCCUCUUUGCUGUGCUCACCGUCUUCCAGUGCAUCACCAUGGAGGGAUGGACUGACAUCCUCUACAAUACAAAUGAUGCUGCAGGAAAUACCUGGAACUGGCUUUACUUCAUCCCUCUCAUCAUCAUUGGCUCUUUCUUCAUGCUCAACUUGGUGCUGGGUGUCUUAUCAGGUGAAUUUGCCAAAGAACGAGAGAGGGUAGAAAAUCGUCGAGCUUUCCUGAAACUCCGUAGGCAGCAGCAAAUUGAACGGGAGCUAAAUGGGUACUUGGAGUGGAUCUUCAAAGCAGAGGAGGUCAUGCUGGCAGAGGAAGACAAGAAUGCGGAAGAGAAAUCUCCUCUGGAUGGGAGGGCCGCCUCGGAAGGGCCGAUUCAACAAGGCACGGCACCGGCAGAGACUAGCAGCGGCAGCAGCUACAACAUGUUGAAAAGAGCAGCAAUAAAGAAGAGCAAAAAUGACCUGAUUCAUGCUGAAGAAGGUGAGGACCAUUUCACAGACAUUUGCUCCGUUGGGUCUCCUUUUGCCCGUGCCAGUUUGAAGAGUGGGAAGAACGAGAGCUCGUCCUACUUCAGGAGGAAAGAGAAAAUGUUCCGGUUCUUCAUUCGGCGCAUGGUGAAAGCUCAGAGCUUCUACUGGAUCGUCCUCUGCGUGGUGGCCCUCAACACGCUCUGUGUGGCGAUGGUGCACUACGACCAGCCUGAGAAGCUCACCACUGCGCUAUAUUUCGCUGAGUUUGUUUUUCUGGGUCUGUUCCUAACUGAGAUGUCUUUGAAGAUGUAUGGACUGGGGCCAAGAAAUUACUUCCACUCUUCAUUCAACUGCUUUGACUUUGGGGUCAUUGUGGGAAGUAUAUUUGAAGUAAUUUGGGCUGCAGUGAAACCAGGUACCUCAUUUGGCAUCAGCGUAUUGAGAGCUCUUCGACUGCUGAGGAUUUUCAAAGUAACAAAGUACUGGAAUUCCCUGAGGAAUCUGGUGGUCUCCUUGCUGAACUCCAUGAAGUCCAUCAUCAGUUUGCUCUUCCUGCUGUUCCUGUUCAUUGUGGUGUUUGCUUUGCUGGGGAUGCAGCUCUUUGGAGGACAAUUCAAUUUUCAAGAUGAAACACCAACCACGAACUUCGAUACCUUCCCUGCUGCCAUCCUCACAGUAUUCCAGAUCCUGACUGGGGAAGACUGGAAUGCGGUGAUGUACCAUGGGAUAGAGUCGCAGGGUGGCGUCCGCUCGGGGAUGUUCUCCUCCAUUUACUUCAUCGUCCUGACAUUGUUUGGUAACUAUACGCUCCUGAAUGUCUUCUUGGCUAUCGCUGUUGACAAUCUGGCAAAUGCCCAAGAGCUGACGAAGGACGAGGAGGAGAUGGAGGAAGCCACCAACCAAAAGCUCGCCCUGCAGAAGGCCAAGGAAGUGGCAGAAGUCAGCCCCAUGUCUGCAGCUAACAUUUCCAUAGCCGCCAAGCAGCAGAACUCCUCCAAAUCCAAGUCCGUUUGGGAGCAGAGGACCAGCCAGAUCCGGAUGCACAACUUCCGAGCCAGCUGCGAGGCGCUGUACAACGAGCUGGAUCCGGAGGAGCGGGUGCGUUACGCUACCACCCUUCACAUCAGGCCAGACAUGAAGACUCAUCUGGAUCGGCCGCUGGUGGUAGAGCCGAGGGGCGAAGGGAGGAACAACAUCAGCAAGCUGAGCCCCGUGGAUGUGCAGGAGGUGGAGCAGACCAAAGUCAGCUCUACUGAUGGGGCAGAAGCUCCACGAAAGCACCACCGGCAUCGGGAUAAGGACAAACUGGGAGAGCAAGAGAAGGGUGAUGUGGCCAAGGAUGAGAACGGGGAAUCCGGCGCAAACAGUAAGGAGGAGCGGCACAGGCAGCACAGGAGCCGCAGCAAGGAGGUGGAAGGGGGGAGUAAGGAGGGGAAAAGUGAUCGCAACAGGGGUCAGGAAGGGGGAAAGAGGCACCAUCGCCGAGGGUCGGUGGAAGAGGGUGCCGAGAAGGAGCACCGUAGGCAUCGGACUCACCGGCACUCUGCUGAGCGACAAGGCAAGGAAGGCAACGGGACAAUCAACGGGGCGAGGAGCGAGCGGCGUUCCCGGCACCGGGGAGGGUCGAGGUCUGGGAACCGGGAAGGAGAACCUGGGUCCAAGGGUGAGAAUGGAGAAGAGCCUCACAGACGGCACAGGUUCAGGAACAGGGCGCUGUCGACGUACGAUUCGGUGGAGAAGGAGAACGGCGAGAAGGAGGGGGAGACUGGCGAGAAGGAGCACCGGAAUCAUCAGCCCAAGGAGAAUCAGUGUGAGAUUGAGGCUAGUGGAAGUGUGAGUGUCCCUGUGCACGCCCUCCCUAGCACCUAUCUGCAGAAAGUGCCUGAACAGCCAGAAGAUGCUGACAACCAGAAGAACGUGACGCGGAUGAUUCAGCCACCUCUGGACAAAACCACCACUGUGAAUAUCCCUGUCACUAUCACUGCCCCGCCGGGGGAAACCACUGUCAUACCAAUGAACAAUGUUGAAUUUGAAAGUAAAACAGAGGAGAAGAAAGACGUCGAUGACUUGACAAAAAACGGGCCUAAACCAAUCUUGCCUUACAGUUCCAUGUUUAUCCUAAGUCCUACAAAUCCAAUUCGGCGUCUGUUCCACUACAUCGUCAACCUGCGCUAUUUCGAGAUGGUCAUCCUCAUAGUUAUAGCCCUCAGCAGCAUUGCCCUGGCUGCAGAAGACCCUGUCCAAGCCGAGUCACCGAGGAAUGAUGCGCUGAAAUACUUGGAUUAUAUAUUUACAGGUGUCUUCACCUUUGAGAUGGUGAUCAAGAUGAUUGACUUGGGGCUGUUACUCCACCCUGGCUCCUACUUCCGUGACCUGUGGAAUAUCCUGGACUUCAUUGUGGUCAGUGGGGCCUUGGUGGCAUUUGCCUUCUCAGGAACCAAAGGCAAGGACAUCAACACAAUCAAGUCACUGCGAGUUCUGCGGGUCCUAAGACCGCUGAAGACCAUUAAACGGCUGCCUAAACUAAAGGCUGUCUUUGACUGCGUGGUGAAUUCUCUGAAGAACGUCCUCAAUAUCCUCAUAGUUUACAUGCUCUUCAUGUUCAUUUUUGCCGUCAUUGCUGUGCAGCUCUUCAAAGGCAGAUUCUUCUACUGCACUGAUGAGUCGAAGGAGCUGGAGAAGGACUGCAGGGGUCAGUACCUUGACUAUGAAAAAAAUGAGGUGGAGGCACAGCCCAGAGAAUGGAAAAAAUACGAGUUCCACUAUGACAACGUGCUUUGGGCUCUGCUCACGCUCUUCACUGUCUCCACGGGCGAAGGGUGGCCAACUGUGCUGAAGCACUCGGUGGAUGCUACCUACGAGGAACAGGGUCCCAGCCCUGGCUACCGAAUGGAAAUGUCUAUCUUUUACGUGGUGUAUUUUGUUGUCUUCCCUUUUUUCUUUGUGAACAUCUUUGUGGCGUUAAUCAUCAUCACCUUCCAAGAGCAAGGAGAUAAAGUGAUGUCAGAGUGCAGCCUCGAGAAAAAUGAGAGGGCCUGCAUAGACUUCGCCAUAAGUGCCAAGCCACUGACCCGCUACAUGCCUCAGAACAAGCAGUCUUUUCAGUACAAGAUGUGGAAAUUUGUGGUGUCCCCUCCCUUUGAGUAUUUUAUCAUGGUCAUGAUUGCACUCAAUACCAUUGUCCUAAUGAUGAAGUUCUAUGAUGCUCCAGAAGCAUAUGAAGAAAUGUUGAAAUGCCUGAAUAUUGUGUUUACAUCCAUGUUUUCAAUGGAAUGUGUGCUGAAGAUCAUUGCCUUUGGUGUGCUGAAUUACUUCCGAGAUGCCUGGAAUGUCUUUGAUUUUGUAACAGUGUUGGGAAGUAUUACUGAUAUUUUAGUAACAGAGAUUGCGGACACGGACAACUUCAUCAACCUCAGCUUCCUGCGGCUCUUCAGGGCAGCGAGACUUAUCAAGCUCCUUCGCCAGGGUUACACUAUCCGCAUCUUGCUCUGGACGUUUGUGCAGUCUUUUAAGGCCUUGCCUUAUGUGUGUCUCCUCAUUGCAAUGCUCUUCUUCAUCUAUGCCAUUAUUGGCAUGCAGGUAUUUGGAAAUAUUGCACUAGAUGAUGAAACCUCCAUUAAUCGGCACAAUAACUUCCGUACCUUCCUCCAAGCCCUGAUGCUUCUGUUCAGGAGCGCCACGGGGGAAGCCUGGCACGAGAUCAUGCUGUCGUGCCUGAGUAACAGAGCCUGUGACCCACUCUCCGGCCUCACCAAAAAUGAAUGCGGCAGCGAUUUUGCCUAUUUCUACUUCGUGUCUUUCAUCUUCCUGUGCUCCUUCCUGAUGUUAAACCUGUUUGUGGCUGUGAUUAUGGACAACUUCGAAUACCUGACAAGAGACUCCUCCAUCCUUGGGCCCCAUCAUCUGGAUGAGUUUGUUCGUGUCUGGGCUGAAUAUGACCCAGCUGCCUGUUGCCGGAUUCAUUAUAAGGAUAUGUACAAUUUGUUACGUGUAAUUGCUCCACCCCUGGGCUUAGGAAAGAAGUGCCCUCAUAGGGUGGCAUACAAGCGCCUGGUGCGGAUGAACAUGCCCAUCUCGCCUGAAGAUUUAACCGUCCACUUCACAUCCACGCUGAUGGCCUUGAUCCGCACUGCCCUAGAAAUCAAGCUUGCCUCAGGGGGUGUUAAACAGCACCAGUGUGAUGCUGAGCUGAGAAAGGAGAUCUCACUGGUUUGGCCCAAUCUGUCCCAGAAGACUCUGGAUUUGCUGGUGCCUCCUCACAAACCUGAUGAGAUGACUGUGGGGAAGGUCUACGCAGCGCUGAUGAUAUUCGACUUCUACAAGCAGAAUAAGAACAGCAGGGAACAAGUCCACCAGCCGUCUGGAGGCCUGUGCCAGCCCGGGCCCGUGUCGCUCUUCCACCCGCUGAAGGCCACUUUGGAGCAAACCCAGCCCACAGCAUUCAACAACGCAAAGGCGUUCCUUCGCCAGAAAAGCUCGGCCUCACUCAACAACGGGGGCGCCCUGCCAGCCCCAGAGGGUGGGAUCAAAGAGUCCAGUUCUUGGGGGACCCAACGCACCCAGGACGUGUUUUAUGAAACCAGGACACCAGCUUUUGAACGAGGCCACUCAGAAGAAAUCCCCAUUGAACGGGUGGUAGAAAUGAGGGAAAUCAGCCCCACGCUUACCAAUGGAGAGCACCAGCCAGGCCUGGAGAGCCAGGGGCGGGCGGCUUCCAUGCCGCGCCUGGCUGCCGAAACUCAGCCCAUCCCGGACACGAGCCCCAUGAAGCGCUCCGUCUCCACGCUGACCCCACAGCGUCCUCACGCCAUGCACCUCUACGAAUACUCUUUGGAGCGCAUGCCGCCGGAGCAAGGGCAUCACCACCACCACCACCGCUGCCACAGGCGGAAAGAGAAGAAGCAGAAGUCCUUGGACAGGUCCCCCCAUCAGCUGGCCGAUGGAGAAGCUGUGGCCCAGUCUGGCGAGUCUUCUUCCAAGGACAAGAAGCAGGAACGCGGCCGGUCCCAAGAGAGGAAGCAGCACUCUUCCUCCUCCUCUGAAAAGCAGCGCUUCUAUUCCUGCGACCGCUACGGCAGCCGGGACCGGUCUCAGCCCAAGUCUGCCGAUCAGAGCAGGCCCACCUCACCCAACGGAGGGCCUGAGCAAGGUCCACACAGACAGGGCAGUGGUUCAGUUAAUGGGAGCCCCUUGCUGUCGACAUCUGGUGCUAGUACCCCAUGCCGGGGUCGGAGGCAGCUCCCACAGACUCCACUAACCCCACGCCCCAGCAUCACUUACAAGACCGCUAACUCCUCGCCCGUGCACUUCACCAGUUUCCAAACCGGCCUGCCCACUUUCUCCCCGGGACGCCUGAGCCGCGGCUUGUCCGAGCACAACGCGCUGCUGCGCGGGGACCAGCAGCCGCCCCCGCCGGUGGUGGCCCGCAUCGGCUCCGACCCCUACCUGGGGCACCGCGAUGACGCCGACAGCCCCUACCGCGCGGUGCCGGAGGACACCCUCACCUUCGAGGAGGCGGUGGCCACCAACUCGGGACGGUCCUCAAGGACUUCUUACGUCUCCUCCUUGACCUCCCAGUCUCACCAAAUCCGCAGGGUGCCCAAUGGCUAUCAUUACACGCUGGGUCUCAACACGGGCCCCGGGACCGGCACCAGAGGACGUAGUUACUACCACGAAGCGGAUGAGGAUGACUGGUGCUAACGGCAUGGCAAAACCCUUCAAGGUGUGCGUGUUAAAAAUUGAUGAGUUUUAUCAUCUGGAAGGCUGUGCGCUGCGACGUGCGCGGUGCCCGGGGCUGGAGGGGGCCCCUGGGGCAGCCCCCGCUGUGAGAACUGCUCUGCCCAUGGGUCCGGAGACACUCCUGCAGCCUCUCUCCUCUCUUUCUCAUUUUUUUUUUUUUGGUUUUUCUUUUUCUUUUUCUUUUUUUUUUUUUUUCACUAGACAAAUCGAGGAAGAAGGCUCCCUCCAUAGGGGGAAGGCAGUGGGGGGAGCGCAUCUCUCUCUCCCUCUCUCGCCCGCCUCCCUACUGCCUUGUCUAGUUCAAAGACACGCACCAGAUGCCAAAUCCACGAUGCACGUGAGAAGCCAAGAGAAGAGCAGUCCUCACCUGUGAGAGCAGAAAGAGCAGACUGUCGAUCUUUUCCGAGAUUGGCGCAGUUUUUGUUGGGCUAUUUUGUAAUUAGUUUAUUAUUUAUUUUUUCCCCCCCGGUCGGGGUGGGAGUUGGGGGUUGCAAAUGAACACACACGAACCGAGAUUGCAGCCGCGUUUUAUCUCGUUCACCACUAAGAAGGAAAAGAUCUACCCAAGAAACUAGGAGAUGAAACACACAGACCAGAACAAAGGAUAGUCCAGUCGGACUUGAUGUUCAGCCACAGCAAUCCUUUUCGGCGGAGCCACUGACGUACCCCCGAGCUGGCCGAGCGCUCGGGCAGCCGGGACUCUGCUUUGACACCGCUGCUAUGUGGAUUUCUCUUAUUUUACUCACCACGUUGGGUCCGUCACGCUGACACAUGAUAAAGCCACAAGAGAACUACUUUGUAAGGACUGUUUCCUUGCUGCUGAGACUUUUCUUUCCGUCCCUCUCUCCUGUCGACUGCAACACGCCCUCACUGUUUUGUCUUGUUUACAAUAUAAGCUUGAUUUAGCAAAAAACAACUAAAAAAAAAUCCAGAAAAAAAAAUAUAA
Molecule: messenger RNA, 8327 nt
Organism: Phalacrocorax carbo (great cormorant)
Lineage: Eukaryota; Metazoa; Chordata; Aves; Suliformes; Phalacrocoracidae
Source: RefSeq, a predicted model, not a curated record